Messenger RNA from Bombyx mori (domestic silkworm), 2311 nucleotides. It is a transcript of the gene DnaJ-14, whose product is annotated as protein tumorous imaginal discs, mitochondrial-like. The record is from RefSeq and is marked provisional. Lineage: Eukaryota; Metazoa; Arthropoda; Insecta; Lepidoptera; Bombycidae. Gene Ontology annotation, molecular function: heat shock protein binding; ATP binding. Gene Ontology annotation, cellular component: mitochondrion. Gene Ontology annotation, biological process: response to heat; mitochondrion organization; protein folding.
GUCAAUUGGGAAAAUGGCUCCUGCUCGGAGUGCUCUGGGAUUUUUAAAUUCAAGAACUUUUAAUUCAUUAUUAACUAAUACAAUACCUAAAACUACUUAUAGAUUUUUACAUAAAUGUAAUAAUUGUGAACGUUUUGUUGGAAGCCACGCCAUAUCGGAUACUUCUUUCAAAACUUAUAAUUUCCCGAAACAUCGACAUAUUCACACUACAAAUAAUCUAUAUAACCGCGCCGAUUAUUAUAAAGUACUCGGUGUAUCCAAAAAUGCAUCGGCCAAAGACAUCAAGAAGGCAUACUAUCAACUUGCGAAGAAAUAUCACCCUGACGCCAAUAAAUCGGACCCAGAAGCUUCGAAAAAGUUUCAAGAAGUAUCUGAAGCCUAUGAGAUAUUAUCAGAUGAAAAUAAACGUAAACAAUAUGACACAUAUGGCACAACGUCCGAACAAAUGGGCAUGGGUGGCCCCGGAGGCCCUGAUGGUUUCACCCAUCAGUGGCAGUACAAAUCGACAAUAGACCCUGAAGAAUUGUUUAGGAAGAUUUUUGGAGAUGCUGGCUUCAAGAGUAAUACUUUUAGUGAUUUUGCUGAAAGCCAAUUUGGGUUUGGCGCAGCUCAAGAGAUUAUAGUAAAUUUGAGGUUCACUGAAGCAGCUCGAGGUGUUAAUAAAGAUGUCAAUGUUAAUGUUGUUGACACCUGUCCAAAAUGCCAAGGUUCUCGUUGUGAGCUAGGAACAAAAGCUAUAAGAUGCACAUAUUGUAAUGGAACUGGAAUGGAAACAUUUUCAAGAGGUCCAUUUGUAAUGCGCUCAACAUGCAGACAUUGUCAUGGUACAAGAAUGUUGAUAAAAUACCCGUGUGUUGAAUGUGAAGGAAAGGGACAGUCUGUACAACGUAAGAAAAUAACAAUACCUGUGCCAGCUGGUGUGGAAGAUGGUCAGACAGUGCGUAUGUCGGUUGGAAACAAUGAAUUAUUUAUCACAUUUAAAGUGGAGUCUUCGAAUUAUUUCAAAAGAGACGGUCCUGAUGUACAUACUGAUUGUACAAUAUCAAUUGCUCAAGCUGUGCUUGGUGGUACAGUCAGGAUACAGGGACUGUAUGAAGAUCACACAUUACAGAUAGUACCGGGAACAUCAUCUCACAGCACUAUUCGUUUAUCAAGGAAAGGAAUGAAACGUGUCAGCCAACAUGGUCACGGUGAUCACUACGUACACAUUAAAAUACAGGUACCAAAGACACUGACAGACAAGCAGAAAGCCUUGAUGUAUGCUUAUGCCGAACUCGAAGAAGACACUCCCGGUCAAAUACUAGGAGUUUCCUAUGACAGAGAUGAAAAAACAAAUGAUAGUGCUCGGGAAAACGAAAAGAUUCACCGUAUGAAUCGAGAUAACGACCAGGGUAAUGACAAUAGCAGAGGCUGGACAUUUGUAGACAGUAUCAUUGAAACGUUUCGCGAGAACAAACCGGCAUUCUUAACUGGUUUCGUAACUGCUGUCAUAUUGUGUUACUAUACGUAUUACCAACCGUACUCAUACGGCACUACGGAACCGGAAAGGGAGUUAGACCUGCCCAUGGGCUACGAGAGAACUAUUAAAAAACAAAAGGAGAUGCGACCUGAUUUGUUCGAAGCGUGAGAGUGAUCUUGCGAUCUUAAAAUAACUACUUUUGUGAUUAAAUCUUUGAUGACUUUGCACCGACGAAAUUUGAUACGAAUUUUUUAAAAUUUUUAAUUAAACCGUAGAUUAAACCGUAAUAGUGUCCUUAAUUAAAACAAAUACAUUAGGUUGGUAUGAUGUUAAAAAAUGCUCGAUGUUAAAGGUGAGGGUUUCAAAUAUCGAUUUUACGAAUGAAUCGAUUUCGUUAGUCGAUUUCGAAUCAAAACUAAGUAAAUGUGAAAGUAAUUGACAUUCGUGAUAUAUCUGGAGUACUCACACGCUGAAUGUUAUAUAAUUCGUGUCUUAUUUAAGGAAAUAAAGUACAUAGUAUUGACUACAUCUUGACUAUUUGCAUUGUGUAUCGUAACGCUUUAAGAAUAAGGUCAUUAUUAAAUCGAUUAUCACCGAUUCUUCUACAUUUAAGAAUAGAAAUAAAACAUUUUAAGUAUAUUCAUGUCAACUUUCCAUACCGGGGUAACUUAAUAAUGCGAAAUUAGAGUUUGCGGAGUAUGUGAAAAAGUCCAAAACGUAUAUAAUAUGAAAUCAAAGUUAACUAAUAUAAACAUUUGAUGUAAAAGUUAUUUAUGAAUUUUGUUUGUAAUAAUUGUCCUUUUAAAUGUAGUUGUUAUAGCCGACCAAACGUGGUUUUGAAUGUUUGAAAGG